CCGGCGAUCGGUUUCAGAGUGAACCUCAGGCGACUUGGUGUAGCAUCAACGGAUUGAUUGGGAAUCGUGUUGGGUAAACAAAUUGAAAACGGAAAAAUAAAACCAAAACAAACAGAACGUGAAAAGUGCAAAUAGAAAACGAUAUCGAAACAUUGUCAGUGAAAUGGAUGCCAAGGAGUUUCGGGAAUUUGGCAAGGCGGCAGUUGACUUCAUAGCCGACUAUCUGGAGAACAUACGGGACGAUGAGGUGCUGCCCAAUGUGGAGCCCGGCUAUCUGCUGGACCUGCUGCCCACGGAGAUGCCGGAAGAACCCGAAUCGUGGAGAGAAGUCCUCGGUGACAUCAAUCGCGUGAUCAAGCCGGGGAUCACCCACUGGCAGUCGCCCAAUAUGCACGCCUACUACCCCACCAGCACCUCAUAUCCCUCCAUUGUGGGUGAGAUGCUGGCCAGCGGAUUCGGCAUCAUCGGUUUCAGCUGGAUCUGCAGUCCGGCGUGCACAGAACUGGAAGUGGUGGUCAUGGACUGGCUGGCCAAGUUCCUGAAGCUGCCCCAACACUUCCAGCACGCCAGCGAUGGGCCCGGUGGCGGAGUGAUCCAGGGAUCGGCCAGUGAGGCGGUCCUGGUGGCUGUCCUGGCGGCCAGGGAACAGGCGGUGGUCAGCUACAGGGAAUCGCAUCCGGAGGUCAGCGAAAGCGAGGUGCGGGGUCGCCUGGUGGCUUACUCCUCGGAUCAGAGUAAUAGUUGCAUUGAGAAGGCUGGCGUCCUGGCGGCCAUGCCCAUUAGAUUGCUGCCGGCUGGAGAGGAUUUCGUGCUGCGUGGGGAAACUUUGAGGCAAGCCAUCCAGGAGGAUGUGACGGCGGGCAGGAUUCCGGUCAUUUGCAUCGCCACUCUGGGCACCACUGGCACUUGUGCCUACGACGACAUUGAAACCUUGUCCGCCGUCUGCGAGGAGUUCAAGGUGUGGCUCCAUGUGGACGCCGCCUAUGCAGGUGGUGCCUUCGCCCUGGACGAAUGCUCGGAUCUGCGCAAGGGAUUGGAUCGCGUGGAUUCGCUGAACUUCAACCUGCACAAGUUCAUGCUGGUCAACUUCGAUUGCUCGGCCAUGUGGCUGCGGGAUGCCAACAAAGUGGUCGACAGCUUCAAUGUGGAUCGCAUUUAUCUGAAGCACAAGCACGAGGGCCAGUCGCAAAUCCCCGAUUUCCGGCACUGGCAAAUCCCUCUGGGUCGUCGCUUCCGGGCCCUUAAAGUUUGGAUCACGUUCCGGACUCUGGGAGCCGAGGGGUUGAGGAAUCAUGUGCGCCAACACAUCGAGUUGGCCAAACAGUUCGAGCAACUGGUGGUCAAGGAUUCCCGCUUUGAAAUGGUGGCUCCUCGGGCUCUCGGUUUGGUUUGCUUCCGGCCAAAAGGUGGGAAUGAGAUUACGACCCAACUCCUGCAGCGUCUCAUGGAUCGCAAGAAAAUCUAUAUGGUGAAGGCCGAGCAUGCGGGACGUCAGUUUCUCAGAUUCGUUGUUUGCGGAAUGGGUACCAAAGAGUCCGAUAUCGAAUUCGCCUGGACGGAGAUCGAAUCGCAGCUAACGGGUCUGCAGGAGGAGCAAUCUCUGCUGGCACGGAAGUCGGGCAACAUGGCCGAUCUUACGCAACACUUCCAGAUCCAUCUGACCACCGAAAAUGCAACGCACGAGAAGUCUCAGUGAGCAGAACGCAACAGACCCAUUCGUUUGCAGUUUAACUAUUUAUGUUUAGGUUGUCCUUAGUUCGAAUUGUUUUACUUAGCUUUGUUUACAACUACAUGUUAAAAA
Messenger RNA from Drosophila gunungcola (fruit fly), 1801 nucleotides. It is a transcript of the gene amd, whose product is annotated as 3,4-dihydroxyphenylacetaldehyde synthase. Gene Ontology annotation, biological process: amino acid metabolic process; catecholamine metabolic process. NCBI's taxonomy places the organism in Eukaryota, Metazoa, Arthropoda, Insecta, Diptera, Drosophilidae. The record is from RefSeq and is a predicted model, not a curated record. Bases 164 to 1696 code for a protein of 510 amino acids. Gene Ontology annotation, molecular function: aromatic-L-amino-acid decarboxylase activity; pyridoxal phosphate binding. The transcript is spliced from 2 exons.